This is a messenger RNA of Synchiropus splendidus (mandarinfish), 3237 nucleotides long. It is a transcript of the gene psmd2, whose product is annotated as proteasome 26S subunit ubiquitin receptor, non-ATPase 2. Gene Ontology annotation, molecular function: enzyme regulator activity. NCBI's taxonomy places the organism in Eukaryota, Metazoa, Chordata, Actinopteri, Syngnathiformes, Callionymidae. Bases 56 to 2773 code for a protein of 905 amino acids. The transcript is spliced from 21 exons. The record is from RefSeq and is a predicted model, not a curated record. Gene Ontology annotation, biological process: regulation of protein catabolic process; proteasome-mediated ubiquitin-dependent protein catabolic process. Gene Ontology annotation, cellular component: proteasome complex; nucleus; proteasome storage granule.
ACUUCCGGUUUUCUGCAGUGUCUCUUGUUAGCCGUGAGUUUACAUCGUAGCAAUCAUGGAGGAAGCCAAAAACAAAGAGAAAAAGCAGACCGAGAAACCCGAUGAGAAGGAAAAGGACAAAGACAAGGGCCAACAGCCCGCGGGAAAGGAUAAAGAGAAGAAGGAAGAGCAGGAGCUGUCUGAAGAGGACAAGCAGCUGCAGGAGGAUUUGGAGAUGAUGGUGGAAAGACUGUGUGAGAAGGACACUUCGCUGUACAGAUCCGCAUUGGAAGAGUUGCGUCGGCAGAUUCGCUCUUCUACCACUUCAAUGACCUCGGUGCCCAAACCUCUGAAAUUUCUGCGCCCUCAUUAUGGAAAGCUCAAAGAGAUUUAUGACGGCAUGGAUGCUGGUGAGAACAAGCGUUUCUGUGCUGAUGUGGUGUCAGUUCUUGCCAUGACGAUGAGUGGUGAAAGGGAGUGUCUGAAGUACCGUCUUCUUGGCUCACAAGAAGAGUUGGCAUCUUGGGGGCAUGAAUAUGUUCGGCACCUGGCAGGUGAGGUGGCUAAGGAGUGGCAAGAGGUAGAUGAGAAUGACAAGACCCAGCAGGACACGCUGCUUAAACUAGUAAAGGAGAUUGUGCCUUACAACAUGGCACACAAUGCUGAGCACGAGGCUUGUGACCUGCUCAUGGAGAUUGAACGACUGGACAUGCUGGAGGACUACAUCGAUGAAAACGCUUAUGGCAAGGUCUGCCUUUACCUUACAAGUUGUGUGAGCUACGUCCCUGAGCCAGAAAACUCUGCAUUGCUGCGAUGUGCCUUGACCAUCUUCAGAAAAUUCAACCGUUACCCAGAAGCACUCAGGCUGGCUCUGAUGCUCAAUGAUGUAGAGCUUGUGGAGAAUAUCUUCACAUCCUGCAAAGACAUAGUGAUCCAGAAGCAAAUGGCCUUCAUGCUGGGGCGACACGGCAUGUACCUGGAGCUUAACGAAGACGUAGAGGACUAUGAAGAUCUGACAGAGAUAAUGUCCAAUGUGCAACUCAACAGCAACUUCUUAGCCCUGGCAAGAGAGCUGGACAUCAUGGAGCCAAAGGUCCCAGAUGACAUAUACAAAACCCACUUGGAGAACAACCGGUUUGGAGGCAGCGGCUCACAGGUGGACUCCGCUCGUAUGAACUUGGCCUCUUCCUUUGUAAAUGGCUUCGUCAAUGCUGCCUUCGGACAAGAUAAGCUGCUGACAGAUGACGGCAAUAAAUGGUUGUACAAAAACAAGGACCACGGCAUGUUCAGUGCUGCAGCCUCUCUGGGUAUGAUCCUGCUGUGGGACGUUGAUGGUGGUCUGACACAGAUUGACAAAUAUCUCUAUUCCUCUGAGGACUAUAUCAAGUCUGGUGCUCUGCUGGCUUGUGGAAUCGUAAACUCUGGUGUAAGGAAUGAGUGUGACCCUGCCCUCGCUCUGCUCUCUGACUAUGUCCUUAACAACAGCAACAUCAUGAGGAUAGGAUCCAUUUUCGGUUUGGGCUUGGCUUAUGCUGGCUCCAACAGAGAAGAUGUUUUGUCCCUUCUUCUCCCAGUCAUGGGUGACUCCAAAUCCAGCAUGGAGGUGGUUGGCGUGACAGCAUUGGCGUGUGGAAUGAUCGCUGUCGGGUCUUGUAAUGGUGACGUCACCUCUUCAAUAGUGCAAACUAUCAUGGAGAAAAAUGAGCAAGAGCUGAAGGACACCUAUGCCCGCUGGCUGCCGCUUGGGUUAGGCCUGAACCACCUUGGUAAAGGAGAGGCUAUUGAAACAACACUGGCAGCUCUUCAGGUUGUUCCUGAACCUUUCCGUAGUUUUGCAAACACACUGGUGGACAUCUGUGCGUACGCAGGAUCUGGAAAUGUGCUGAAGGUGCAGCAGCUUCUUCACAUCUGCAGUGAGCACUAUGAAGCAAAGGAGAAAGAAAAAGAAGAAGAAAAGGACAAGAAGGACAAAAAGGAUAAAGACAAGAAAGACACAGCGGAUAUGGGCUCUCACCAGGGUGUAGCAGUACUUGGCAUCGCCCUCAUUGCCAUGGGGGAAGAGAUUGGUUCCGAAAUGGCAUUGCGAACGUUUGGCCAUCUGCUCCGUUAUGGCGAGCCAGCUUUGAGGAGGGCCGUGCCCCUGGCUUUGGCUCUGAUUUCAGUGUCCAAUCCACGAUUGAACAUCCUGGACACCUUGAGCAAGUUUUCCCAUGACGCUGACCCCGAAGUUUCCCACAAUUCAAUUUUCGCCAUGGGCAUGGUGGGCAGCGGCACAAAUAAUGCCCGCCUGGCUGCUAUGCUGCGACAGUUGGCACAGUAUCACGCCAAAGACCCCAACAAUCUCUUCAUGGUCCGACUGGCUCAGGGUCUGACUCACCUGGGCAAAGGCACACUGACUCUCUGUCCCUACCAUAGUGACAGGCAGCUGAUGAGUCAGGUUGCUGUGGCUGGGCUACUCACCGUACUUGUUUCUUUCCUCGACGUCAAGAACAUUAUCUUGGGGAAAUCUCACUACAUUCUCUAUGGCCUGGUGGCGGCCAUGCAACCACGAAUGCUGGUCACCUUCGAUGAAGAACUGCGACCACUACCUGUAUCUGUCAGAGUUGGACAGGCUGUGGAUGUUGUGGGCCAGGCAGGAAAGCCCAAAGCCAUCACUGGCUUCCAGACUCACACCACGCCUGUCUUGCUGGCACAUGGAGAGAGAGCAGAGCUAGCAACAGAAGAGUACCUCCCAGUCACACCAAUUCUGGAGGGAUUUGUUAUCCUUCGGAAAAACCCUGACUAUGAAACCUAGUUCCCCCUAAUAUUAAAACUCACCUCUCGCUCUGAAGCAAACACUCGCUGUUCUCAGCAGUGGUUUUAUUUAGUUGAUUGCAUGGCUGAGAGGGGUGGGGCAGGACGAUCUGGCUUCCAUAUUUGUUUUCUCUUGCACCCCUUCCUGCUAUCGUUAAUAAUUAAUUGGGGUGUCGUGGUCUGGUUUUUCUGGCAGAGACAAGAUAUCUGGUAGCUCACAGCUUCCACUUACAUUUGCACCAAAGCAGCUGUUAGUUUGAACAGGGGGCCACUUAAAUCAAAGCAAAUGUUCUCUCCUCAUUUUCAUGCAUCAGACCAUGAAAGCGAAUGCGUCUCCUGCCCUAUCCCACGUUGGCCAUUUGUAUUUUGAGAAUUUGAAACUGUCUUCUUUAUCACAGUGUCUUUAUUUUUGGUUUUUGUUACAGAAGUGUAAAGGUUGAAUCAAAAAUAAAAUUAAGAUCCACA